This is a messenger RNA of Pectinophora gossypiella (pink bollworm), 1366 nucleotides long. RefSeq names its product AH receptor-interacting protein. The transcript is spliced from 6 exons. The record is from RefSeq and is a predicted model, not a curated record. NCBI's taxonomy places the organism in Eukaryota, Metazoa, Arthropoda, Insecta, Lepidoptera, Gelechiidae. The coding region runs from base 94 to 1065 and encodes 323 amino acids. Gene Ontology annotation, molecular function: protein binding; peptidyl-prolyl cis-trans isomerase activity.
GACACUGACAUUGACAUUUUAGAUAACAAAAAUCGUGAUCGUGUUAUCGACGAUAAUUAGAACUUAAUUAUUUACAAUUAAUUCCUGCAAAAUAUGAACGACACACAUGCAAUUGUUAAAAAAGUGCUUCAUGUAGGCCAAAAGUACGUACCUAUAGCAAACGAAAGCAAGGCACAUUUUCACUUUCAAACAUGGAAAUUGGGAAAGGAGAGGGUCCUUUUAGAUGAUAGUAAGAAGAUCGGAAAGAAGGAACCAAUGGUGCUGGUGAUAGGUCACAAGUUUAAGCUGGAAGUAUGGGAGACAAUCAUUAAAAUGAUGGCUGUUGGGGAGGUAGCUAGCUUCACCGUGAAAAAAGAACUAGUAUACAGUUAUCCUUUCGUCUCCAAAACCCUGCGCGAGCUGGGGCAGGAUCCUAGCAAAAUCAAACAUUCAUGCACCAUGACCCUGCAAACUGAAGGCAUUGGUUAUUCAGACUUGGAUGAGCUGAUCAGCAACCCUACAGACUUGGAGUUUAUUAUAGAACUUUUAAAAGUGGAAAGAGCAGAUGAAUAUGAAAGGGAUGUCUGGCAGAUGAGCAUACAAGAAAGAUUGGACUUCAUUCCCUCUCUAAGAGAGAAAGGAAACAAUCUUUAUAAACUAAAACAGUAUGACGCAGCUGAAGAAGCUUACAGCCAAGCGAUUGCAAUCUGUGAACAGCUUAUGGUCAGAGAAAGAAAAUCAGAUGAUGAGUGGAAAAAUCUAAAUAAAAUAAAGUUACCAAUACUACUCAACUACGCACAGUGCAAACUCGUUAAAGGAGAUUAUUACUCUGUCAUAGAACACUGCAAUACCAUCCUAGAAUAUGAUGAAGAGAAUGAAAAAGCUUUGUACAGAAGAGGUAAAGCUCAUGUGGGGGCUUGGAACCCCGACCUGGCGGAAGAGGACUUCAAACGUCUGAAGUCCAUCAACCCUUCAACUGCAAAUAUGGUUGAAAAGGAAUUGGAAAAUAUCAAAUUACUACGCAAGCAAAAAGAGGCCAAAGACAAAAAUGCACUAAAAAACCUGUUUGAAAAUGGAAAUACAUAACAAUUAAUGUAAUUUUAGUAUUGUUAUAAAUGUUAUUUGUAUGUUAUUGUGAUGUGUAAGAGUGAAUUAUUGUGUUGGAUGGAUUUUCAGCCUAAAGUAUGGGCAAAUGUGUUAAUCUUUUAAAGAUAGCUUUAACUACCUCUAACUGAAUUUGUGUGCGUUGUUUAUCUCUAACUUUUAUAAACCACUUUUAUGAACCAUACAAUCUGUAGUGUUCACUGCACUUUAUUCCUAUGUACUUAGACAAAUAUGAUGAUCCUUAUAUGAAUAUUUUCAUAAAUAAAAUCUUUAUGCACUAAAA